Molecule: messenger RNA, 1119 nt
Organism: Polypterus senegalus (gray bichir)
Lineage: Eukaryota; Metazoa; Chordata; Cladistia; Polypteriformes; Polypteridae
Gene: hspb1
Product: heat shock protein, alpha-crystallin-related, 1
Exons: 3
Coding region: 85-672 (195 amino acids)
Biological process (GO): protein refolding; response to heat
Molecular function (GO): protein folding chaperone
Source: RefSeq, a predicted model, not a curated record
GGAGGCGCCCCGCACAAGCUGCCUAGGAGAAACACGAAACAGAAGUGCCCCUCUUCAGUGUCCACAGGCAGCAGGGCCAUCAUCAUGUCUGAGCGCCGCAUCCCUUUCUCUUUCCUCCGCAGUCCCAGCUGGGAUCCUUUUCGAGACUGGAUGCCAGGCAGUAGGAUCUUUGACCAAUCAUUUGGCAUGCCAGCACUGCCCGAGGAUUGGCAGCAGUGGCACACCACUCACUGGCCAGGAUAUAUGCGUGGCCCCCCACCUCUGUCGGCCACCCCAGAAACGGCCAUGUCACCUUACGCGCGAGCUCUGAGCCGCCAGCUGAGCAGCGGGGUGUCAGAGAUAAGGCAGACUCCUGAGCAGUGGAAGGUCAGUCUUGAUGUGAACCACUUUUCACCAGAAGAAUUGGUAGUGAAGACAAAAGAUGGAGUAGUCGAAAUUAUGGGCAAGCAUGAGGAGAGACAAGAUGAGCAUGGCUAUAUUUCCAGAUGUUUCACAAGGAAAUACACUCUCCCUGCAGGCACUGAUAUGAAUAAAGUGUCCUCAACUUUGUCUCCUGAGGGAAUACUGACAAUUGAAGCUCCUCUGGCCAAACCAGCUAUUGAAGCUGCUGAAAUCACCAUUCCUGUCACGGUGGAGAAAAAGACUCCAGAAGGUGCUGUGGCAAAAAAAUAGUUCAUGGAUAAGAAGCACAUACUUGGUGUUCCCAGUUAACAGUGUCAUUACAAGCAGUGCCACAACCAAUUCUAAAGAAUUGAGCAAUUGGUGUCAUGUCUUCAGCUUCUUGCUUUUGCAUCACAGCUAAGCUAGUUUUAUGAGACACCAGACUCUCUAAUUCUUUGUUACUCCAUUUGAUGGUUACUUCACACUAAAAAGAAUAAAAACUCUUGGCAUAUUACUGUUACUUGGUAUUCUUAGAUUCUUUGCACAAAUUCAUAACAUUAUAAAGUAAACUGCAAUAUGGUUAAUACACAUGAUACAAUGACCAGAGUAACACUAAUACAAGACAGGGCCCCAUUAAGAAAUCAAUACAUGUCAAUAAUGUCAAGGGGUAAACUUGGAACUUUCCUUACAUGAUGCAGAAAUGUACCUCAGCAGGAUAAUUAAAAGGCUAAAAUAUUA